AUGCAGCUAUCAUUAUUCUUUCUACUUCUUCUAUUGCAUUCAUCUUCGGGUAAACGGAAGAAAAAUGUAGGAGCUUUGGUUCGUGUUACAACAUCAAGUACAGUCGGUGUUCUAUUUGAUGAGCUGCCAGUGGAUACUCAUAAUUAUGCACGAUCGUUAUUAGAUAAUAAAACAGACGAUUACUGGAAAGAUCUGGCCCGUCGUCAACUUGAUUUAACCCAAGUGCGCCUCGUUUUUCGACCAUUGUAUUAUCCAGAUGUACAGCCACCAACAUUUCGUGGGACAUUUUCGUUACCACUGCGUGACCAGUUAGAAAUUCGAUUGAAAGGUCGGCCGAGGUGGAUAAGUGAAAAUGGACAUAAACUUUAUGUUAGAGAUUAUGCUUUAAAUGCUUAUAUAUUAACCGAUCGAAAAUCUGUUAUACUAGCUGAUGAUCGCCUUUCCUGCAUACAUAAAUCAUUUAUCAUUAAUUACACAUUGCCGUUGGAUCCAAUGCUUCUUGUUCAACGAACUGGUUUAGCUUGUAUGGGUGAAAAUCAAUGGCCACCGAAUAGUGUUGAUGCGGAAAAUGUGGAGUAUUUUUAUGAUGAUACGUGCGAAGUUGAGCAACCACAAUCACCAGAAACUAUUGGUUGUCAACAAUGUCAUUGUCAAUAUCCUCUACCGACGUUAUCGUGCAAGCAGGCGUUAACCAAAUACGUUGGUAGUAUACCUAUCCAAUUAAAAUUUGUUCGUAAACCGUGGAAUAGAUUCACUGCUAAUCGCUGGCGUUACCCGAAACGACCAUCGGUUAAUGGAAAUGGUGUUGUAGCCCCCGUCAAUAUAUUUGAAUAUAAACCUGAUUUACAACGUAACCGACUCGUCUAUUUAUACAUUGAAGCCGAUGGAUGUGAAAUAGUCGAACAAUGUGUGGAAACAAGUGGUUGGAGACGAUUAUUACGUUUCUCGACAACCGCUCCAAACUUUGGUAUAGAAGAUUUACAACUUGGUAGAGUCAGUUAUUUUGCCAAUGAUCCUCCAAGUGAUCUUGUGACAAAGUAUCAUAUGUUUGAAUUUUCACCAUGUCACCAACAUUUUCAUUUUAGCCAUUAUGCAAACUUUACGUUCGGCAGCCUUUCUAAUGCAAGAAACAGUAAACGGGGCUUUUGUUUACAAGCGGUCUACCGACAUGCCAACGCAGAAUGGUCUCCGCUGGCACAAGCUUAUUAUACAUGUUCCAAUCAAGGUAUCCCUGCUGGGUGGCAAGAUGUCUAUCAAGAUGGAAUUCCAUGUCAAUGGAUCGACGUUACAUCUUAUAAUACCCGUAAGCAAGAAUACACGAGUUAUCUUCAAUCCCAUGUUAAUCCCGAUGGUUUCUUGUGCGAAGGCGUAUCAAUAAAUAAUUCGUGGAUAGAGACAAAUUUCAGCACGACUUGUUGUAAUGGAGAAGGCUGUUGUGGCAACAGUAAUUCAACUGAAUGCUGCGGUGGUGAACCAGUGUACCGGACUAAUUGUGAUUACUGGUCCGGAUAUGAAGAUGAUAAUAAGGCGGAAACAGAAGUGACACUACCAUUAAACGGUAAUGGACAAUUGACGGCAGAUUGUUGGACUAUUAGCGGUCAUUGGGGACCAAGACGGGAUUGCGGUUUUCGAUUACAUCCCUAUGGAAAGUAUCUGUCGUGUCAGCCGGGUGAAUAUAAGACAUUAAUGAAAGUUCAAACAAGUAUUGAAUAUCAAAUAUUACGCGUUUGUGAGGCAAGUAUUGCGUUACAAUGUGGAAUGGCCUGUACAUGGAAUAAUUCAUUGGCAAAUGUUAUUGUUGACAAGAAACAAUCAAAAAAUGUCCAUUUCUUAUGUCCGGCAGCUCGAGAUGAAAUUGAAACUGGCGGGCGUUUUGCGGUGUAUGUUGCACCAUUAUUUGAGGAAGACGAACACACUCCAUUGUCUGUUACAUGGAAGAAGUCUUACUGA
This is a messenger RNA of Didymodactylos carnosus, 1950 nucleotides long. The record is from the annotation of a GenBank genome assembly. NCBI's taxonomy places the organism in Eukaryota, Metazoa, Rotifera, Eurotatoria, Philodinida, Philodinidae.